Molecule: messenger RNA, 1383 nt
Organism: Lathyrus sativus (Indian pea)
Lineage: Eukaryota; Viridiplantae; Streptophyta; Magnoliopsida; Fabales; Fabaceae
Source: the annotation of a GenBank genome assembly
AUGACGACUUCCUCUAUUGUUCAACAUGUUUCAGAAUGUUUCAUCAAACCUCUACACCCUAUUCCAGAAUCAAACCGAAUCUGCCAUUUGACAACAUGGGAUAUUGCCAUGUCGUCCAUGAACUACAUCCAGAAAGGCCUCUUAUUCAAAAAGCCAUCACAGUCAAACAACACACAAGAGUUCAUCGAUAAUCUGUUGAAGAAGCUCAAACACUCCCUCUCUCUUUCUCUAUUCCAUUUCUAUCCUCUAUCUGGUCGUCUUGUUACACAAAAAUCUCAAGAUCCUCCAUCUUAUUCUAUCUUCGUUGAUUGCAGUAACAAUAACCCCGGAGCUAGGUUCAUCUAUGCAACUUUGGAUAUAACCAUAUCUGAUAUCCUCGCCCCAGUUGAUGUUCCACCGGUAGUUAAGUCAUUGUUUGAUCUCAACAAAGCAAUCAAUCACGACGGUCACACCUUACCUUUGUUAUCCAUCCAAGUCACUGAGCUAGUAAAUGGUGUUUUCAUAGGUUGUUCCAUGAAUCACUAUAUUGGCGAUGGAACUUCUUAUUGGAAUUUCUUAAAUACAUGGUCAGAAAUAUUUCAAGCUCAAGGCCAAGGAUAUGAUCAUGAUGUUCCCAUUUCACGCCAACCCUUUCACAAUCGUUGGUUCCCAGAAGGUUAUGGUCCACUGAUCAAUCUUCCAUUCAAACAUCACGACGAGUUUAUAAGCAGAUUUGAACCACCUAAGCUGAGAGAGAGAUUCUUCCACUUUACAUCAGAGUCUAUCGCAAAACUGAAAGCAAAGGCUAAUAGGGAGUGUAAUACAAACAAAAUCUCUUCGUUCCAAUCCUUAUCGGCACAUGUUUGGAGAAGUAUAACUCGUGCUCGCUGCCUAACAAAUGAUCGAAAAACAAGUUGUAUGGUGGCUGUAAACAACCGACCGAGAUUGAAACCGCCUCUUCCUGAAGAGUACUUUGGGACCUCAGUUGAUACUGUGACUGCAGAAGCGACUGCAGGAGAAUUACUUGAGAAUGAUUUGGGAUGGGUAGCAUGGAAGGUUCAUGUGGCUGUUACAAAGCAUGAUGACUUAGAGAUUCAAAAGAGUGUAGAAAAGUGGUUAGAGUCUCCUGUUAUACUCGAUCUUGAUGGCCACUUUGAUCCAUUAAGUAGUGUAGCAAUGAUAAGUUCACCAAGAUUCAAUAUGUAUGGGAAUGAAUUUGGAAUGGGGAAAGCAGUGGGUGUUUUGAGUGGUUAUGCAAACAAAUGUGAUGGGAAUGUGACAGCAUAUGAGGGACAUGAAGGAGGAGGGAGUAUGGAUUUGGAAAUAUGUCUUUCUCCAAAUGUUAUGACAGAGUUGGAAUUGGAUGAGAACUUUAUGAAUGCAGUUUCUGUGACCAAUAUCUGA